AUGAGCGACGUGGAUUCGUUUGUCAAGGAGGUCAAGUUGGCGAGCACCAUGAGUCAUCCGAACAUUGUGCAGCUCAUUGGUGUGGCGUGGGAUUAUCGAGAAGAUUUUUGCUGCGUGAUGGAAUACAUGGACGGAGGGGAUUUACGAGGCUUGAUGGACAAAUACGAGGACGAGAACCGUCGGACAGGCUUCGACGCUGCCAAGAUCACGAUCGCGCUGCAUGUCGCUCAUGCUCUGGCCUAUUUGCACUCUCGAGACGUUCCAGUAAUUCAUCGCGACUUGAAGUCGGAGAAUAUUCUGCUGAACGAAGCGCUGGGAGCCAAGUUGACGGACUUUGGCGUCUCUCGGGAACGCGUAGACAGAGCGAUGACUGCAGAUGUGGGUACAUCACUUUGGAUGGCUCCGGAGGUGAUGAUUGGGAAUGCGUACGAUGAGAAGGCAGACAUGUUUCGUUUGGAGUGGUACUUUCCGAGCUGUCAAUGCAUUCGUUACCAUACUCGCAUGUGAAACGUCCUGGUUCCAAUCGGCAGCUAA
Phytophthora infestans T30-4 is the source of this 534-nucleotide messenger RNA. RefSeq names its product protein kinase. Gene Ontology annotation, biological process: protein phosphorylation. NCBI's taxonomy places the organism in Eukaryota, Oomycota, Peronosporomycetes, Peronosporales, Peronosporaceae. Gene Ontology annotation, molecular function: protein kinase activity; ATP binding. The transcript has a single exon. The record is from RefSeq and is a predicted model, not a curated record. The coding region runs from base 1 to 507 and encodes 168 amino acids.